Messenger RNA from Mustela lutreola (European mink), 5142 nucleotides. RefSeq lists its product as uncharacterized. Gene Ontology annotation, molecular function: zinc ion binding; nucleic acid binding; aspartic-type endopeptidase activity. Gene Ontology annotation, biological process: proteolysis; virion assembly; DNA integration. The record is from RefSeq and is a predicted model, not a curated record. NCBI's taxonomy places the organism in Eukaryota, Metazoa, Chordata, Mammalia, Carnivora, Mustelidae.
AUGGGGCAAACACUUACCACCCCCUUAAGUCUCACUUUAGGUCACUGGAGAGAUGUCCAAAUUCGAGCCAACAACCUGUCGGUGGAAAUCAAAAGAAGAAAAUGGCAGACUCUCUGUACUUCAGAAUGGCCCACCCUCAAUGUUGGGUGGCCCAAAGAUGGAACCUUUAACAUUAAUGUUAUUUUGCAGGUCAAAGAGCGAGUCUUCGAUCAGGGACCCCAAGGCCAUCCGGACCAAGUACCUUAUAUCGUAGUCUGGGAAAGCCUGGUUGAUAAUCCUCCUUGGGUCUCUCCCUUCGCUCACCCAAAGCCUAAACCCCUUCCAGAGACUACUCCUCCCCCAAUACCCUCCGCUCCCCCUGUCCCAUACCCUAUCCCAAAUCCUACCGACCCUCCCAAACCUUCUUCUUCCUCUAACAGCGAUCCCUCUUCUCCCCGGCGUCCUAAACCACAAAAGAUCCUUCCUCCUGAGGACUCCCCCUUAAUAGACCUCCUAAGCGAAGAACCUCCCCCUUAUCAUCCUCCCCCUCCUGCGCAGGGUCGCAGGGAACCGACACAAGAGGGAACUUCCAACCUCUUUCCCCUGCGCCAAGGAGGAGGGCCAGGCAAUCAGCUCCAAUAUUGGCCCUUUUCGGCCUCCGACCUAUAUAAUUGGAAGUCCCAUAACCCUUCCUUUUCACAGGACCCCGUAGCUCUAACCGCCUUAAUUGAAUCCAUUCUAAUCACCCAUCAUCCCACCUGGGAUGAUUGUCAGCAACUCUUGCAGGCUCUCCUCACCACCGAGGAGAGACAAAAGGUUUUUCUGGAGGCCAGAAAGAAGGUCUUAGGAGACGACGGAAGGCCCACACAACUCCCUAAUGUGAUGGAUGCUGCCUUCCCUUUGACCCGUCCCCGCUGGGAUUUCAACACCGAAGGUAGGACCCACCUAAAUCUUUACCGCCAGUUACUCAUAGCAGGUCUCCAUAACGCGGGGCGUCGCCCCACCAAUUUGGCUCAGGUAAGACAGGUGACUCAGGGGUCAGAGGAAUCUCCAACCGCUUUCCUAGAAAGGCUUAAGGAGGCUUAUCGCAGGUAUAAGCCUUUUGACCCAGAUAGCAAUGAGCAGAGAGGAAACGUUUCAAUGGCAUUUAUUUGGCAGUCAGCACCAGAUAUAAGAAAUAAACUACAGCGUUUAGAGAAUUUACAAGAUUUCUCUUUACAAGAUUUAUUAAAGGAGGCAGAAAAGAUUUUUAAUAAGAGAGAAACUAAAGAAGAGAAGGAGGAACGACUUAGAAAGUUGCAGGAAGAGAAAGAGGAAAAACUAAGAAAGGAAGCUGAGGAAAAGGAAGAAAAACGAGAACGUAAGCGAACUAAGGAACUUAGCAAAAUCUUGGCCGCCAUAGUGCAAGGUAAUCAAGGAAUAGAGACAGGAAAGUCAGACAGGGAGGGAGACAGAAGGAGGCCCCGAAUAGACCGAAACCAAUGUGCCUACUGCAAAGAGAAAGGACAUUGGGCCAAGGAAUGCCCGAAGAAAUUUCAACACCCUAAGGGAAAUACUAAGCAAAGCACCAGACUUUUGGCUUUAGAUGAAGUAGGGGUGUCAGGGUCAGGAGCCCCCCCUGAACCCAGGGUAACCCUAACCAUUGGGGGGCAACCAGUCACCUUCUUAGUAGACACAGGGGCUCAACAAUCUGUUCUAACCAAGAGCCCUGGACCAUUAAGUAACCGGAUGGCAUGGGUUCAAGGAGCCACCGGAGGAAAACAAUAUAGAUGGACUACGGAGAGAAAAGUACAUUUGGCUUCAAGUAAAGUUUCUCAUUCGUUCCUUCAUGUGCCUGACUGCCCCUACCCACUCCUGGGGAGAGAUUUAUUAACCAAGCUCAAGGCCCAAAUCCAUUUUGAGCCACAGGGGGCCACUGUGACCGGCCCCAACGGGACUCCUUUACACAUCCUUACCCUACAGUUAGAAGAAGAAUAUAGACUACAUGAGAAGCCCCCCCAACCUCAGAGAGACCUAGAGUCCUGGCUUACGUCUUACCUGAAUGCCUGGGCGGAAACAGGAGGAAUGGGACUAGCUAUCCAGCAGCCCCCCAUUCACAUACAAUUAAAGGCAACAGCUGUUCCUGUCAAUGUUAAGCAGUAUCCUAUGUCCAAUGAGGCCUACCAGGGCAUCAAACCGCACAUACGGUGGUUAUUGGACCAGGGCAUUUUGGCCUCAUGCUGGUCUCCCUGGAACACUCCUCUGUUACCUGUCAAGAAACCUGGCACCAAUGAUUACCGGCCAGUUCAGGACCUAAGAGAGGUCAAUAAGAGGGUAGAGGACAUCCACCCUACGGUGCCCAACCCUUACAACUUACUCAGUACCCUGCCCCCAACCCAUUCCUGGUAUACGGUCCUAGAUCUCAAAGAUGCUUUCUUCUGUUUGAGACUGAGUCCUCAGAGUCAGCCCCUCUUCACCUUUGAAUGGAAGGAUCCAGAUCUGGGAAUAUCAGGUCAGUUAACCUGGACACGGCUACCACAAGGGUUUAAGAAUAGCCCAACGCUAUUCGACGAAGCUCUUCACCAGGACCUAGCUGACUUCCGGGUAAGACAUCCCUCUCUGAUCCUGCUCCAAUAUGUCGAUGACAUCCUAUUAGCGGCUACCAAUGAAGAGGACUGCCAAACAGGUACUGGGGAUCUCCUAUUGACCCUAGGCCAAUUGGGAUACAGGGCAUCUGCAAAGAAAGCCCAAAUUUGCCAGACUAAAGUCACCUAUUUGGGUUAUGAGUUAUAUAAUGGCCAACGAUGGCUAACGGCCGCAAGAAAAGAGACUAUCUCUGGCAUUCCUGCACCUCAAAACCACAGGCAACUGCGGGAAUUCCUAGGAACGGCGGGCUUUUGUAGACUAUGGAUCCCAGGGUUUGCAGAAAUAGCGGCUCCUCUGUACCCCUUAACCAAACAAGAUAUUCCUUUUGUUUGGACUGAGCAACAACAGCAGGCAUUUGAUCAUAUCAAACAAGCACUCCUUAAAUCUCCAGCAUUAGGCCUGCCAGACAUAACAAAACCCUUCGACCUCUUUGUUGAUGAAAAACAAGGAUUUGCUAAGGGGGUCCUAACUCAAAGACUUGGGCCUUGGAGACGCCCUAUUGCCUACCUUUCCAAGAAGUUAGACCCCAUGGCGGCAGGCUGGCCACCAUGUCUAAAAAUGAUAGCAGCAAUCGCGGUCCUCAUCAAGGAACAACUGACUUUGGGACAGCCCCUAACCAUCCUGGCUCCACACACAGUGGAAUCUUUAAUCCGCCAACCACCGGACCACUGGUUGUCUAAUGCCCGCCUGAUUCAUUAUCAGUCCCUCCUCCUGGACACAGACAGGAUCCAGUUUGGACCUGUAGUGACUCUUAACCCCGCAACCUUAUUGCCCACUCCUGGAGAGCCACCAUUACAUGAAUGUCACCAGAUCCUUGCGGAAACGUAUGGGACACGACCCAACCUGACCGACCAGCCCAUGAAGGAUGCAGACCUGACCUGGUACACAGAUGGUAGUAGCUACCUGUAGGAUGGAAAACGGCGGGCAGGAGCGGCCAUCACGACUGACUCUCAAGUUGUAUGGGCAAGCGCGCUGCCAGAAGGCACCUCGGCAGAAUUAAUCGCCUUAACCCAGGCCCUCCAACUGGCAGAAGGUAAGAAUCUCAAUGUCUAUACAGACAGUAGAUAUGCUUUUGCCACUGCCCAUGUUCACGGAGAAAUCUAUCGGCAAAGGGGAUUACUAACCUCUGACGGCAAAGAAAUUAAAAAUAAGACUGAAAUUUUGGCCCUAUUAAAGGCCUUAUUUCUCCCCAAGAGCAUAAUACACUGCCCUGGCCACCAAAAAGGGGAUACCCCCGAGGCGAGAGGAAACCGCCUGGCUGAUGCGACGGCCAAACAGGCAGCUUUGGGGCCCCAGCUAUUAACUGUCACUAUACUCACUGAGACAGGAGAGACAGAUGGGACCCCCAUUUGGAAUUAUGAGGAGGCCGACUUGGACUUUAUACAAAAGUUAGGGGCCAAUUACAAUUCAGCCCUAAACCAAUGGGAAUACCGAGGAAAAGCUAUAAUGCCUAUAAAAAUGGCAAAAGAACUAAUAAAUCACCUCCAUCGGCUGACUCAUCUAAGCGCAAGCAAGAUGAAAUCUUUAAUGAUAGGGCCAAUUUGGAAAACUAUUUCCCCAAACAAAACUUCCUCCUUCGUCAAGCGGCCGCUGACUGCAAAGCCUGCGCUCAAGUCAAUCCUGGAAAAACUUAUUGGACCAGGUGUCCGGGUACGUGGUCAUCAACCCAGCACACAUUGGGAAGUUGACUUUACCGAGAUUAAACCUGGCAUGUAUGGAUAUAAAUAUCUCUUAGAUUUUUUAGACACCUUUUCAGGAUGGGCGGAAGCCUUUCCUACCAAAAAGGAAACUGCCAACAUAGUUGCCAAGAAGCUGCUGGAAGAAAUUUUCCCAAGGUAUGGAAAGCCCAAGGUACUGGGGUCUGACAACGGGCCUGCCUUUGUCUCUCAGGUAAGUCAAUCGGUGGCCAAGCUUCUGGGGAUUAAUUGGAGACUACAUUGUGCUUAUAGACCCCAGAGUUCAGGACAGGUAGAAAGAAUGAAUAGAACCAUUAAGGAGACUGUAACUAAAUUACUGCUUUAAACUGGCUCUAAAGAUUGGGUAUUGCUCCUACCUUUAGCAUUCUAUCGGGCCAGAAAUACCCCAGGCCCGCAUGGCCUGACCCCCUUUGAAAUUCUCUAUGGUGCUCCGCCCCCUGCUGUCACUUCUUUGCGCCAGAUAUCUCUGCUCAUUCCCCUUCCCCCUCUAUAGGCCCAUCUGCAAGCCUUGCAGCUGGUGCAACAAGAGGUCUGGGACCCCCUGGCAGCUGCCUACAAGGAGAAACUUAGCACCUCACUACGGCCUCAUCCCUAUAAAAUCGGGGACACCGUCUGGAUCCGCAGACAUUGAGCCACAAACCUUGAACCCCGUUGGAAAGGGCCCUACACUGUCCUACUGACCACUCCCACCGCACUCAAAGUGGAUGGAAUCGCUGCUUGGAUCCACGCUUCACAUGUGAAGGCCGCUCACCAAAGAGACUCAACCGACUCUCAUCAGGAUCCAAAAUGGAAAUUACAACGUACUCAAAAUCCCUUAAAGAUAAGACUUUCUCGCUGUUAA